CUGAAAAGGUAAAAUACGACCGUUUAAAGAAGCUCUAUCGAGUGUCCUAUCGAGGACCUUUGGAUCAAUUCGUUCCUUAGGGAUAAAGCGAGCAGGAAGCGACCUCAUUUUUUCGUGUGUUCCCAGAGCAAACAACUCAUGGCCUCAUUGCGGUCUCUGCAACAAGAAGAUCACUCUUGACAAGGAAAUAUUCAUGUUUGGAGAUACUCCUUUUUGCUCGGAGAAUUGCAGAGCCGCUGCAAUUACGGCAGCAAAACAUCUUUUAGCUAAUUGAUUUACUAUUCCCUCAGGAAUGUUUAUAAUUUUCCAAAUUGUUCUAUAAUAAGUGUGUCCCUAAAAGUUCAUUCGAACUUGUUUGUUGAAUAUAGGUUUGCAAAUGGACUUCCUAUGCCUUAUGGGGAAGGGUGGUCCGUGGGGUGAAUGGAUUCUUCAAAAGAUAUUCAAAAAGAGGAGUGGAAGUGGUGCGCACCAUUUCCACUCCUCUUUUCUGUACGGAUUUCUCCUUCUUGUCAUUUUAUGUUCCGAUCUGUUAUUUCUCGUCACAAAGUUCUCUCGGUUCUCACUCUUGGCGCUGCUGCGUCUGCGCUGCCAUUGGUGAAAGAAGAAAAUCGUGUAAAAGUGCAAGACUUUGGCAUCCGUUUACACCGCACCACCUACUUUGCAAGGACUGUGGGUUCGAUUAUAUUCGAUUACUGGUGGUCUUUUCGCAAUCUAGAGGAUGGCACACCCGAAGAACAAGAAAUGGAACACAUUGUGAAUCAACGGAGUGCUGAACACCUUUUCCGAAUGUGCGACCAUCUAGGAGGGUACUUUGCCAAAUUUGGUCAAAUCAUUUCAACUUUUGAUAAGGGUGUUCCUCCCGAAUAUGUAGAGGUGCUGAAGCAAUGCCAAGAUCGAUUAACCCCCACCUCCUUUUCUGUGUUUGAGCGUACUCUGAAAGAGGACCUCGGAGUUAAUUCCCAAUCCAUUUUCCGCGACGUGGACGAGAAUCCCGUCGGCUGCGCCUCCCUCGCCCAAGUUCAUCAUGGUCAUUUAGUCACGGGCGAGGAAGUCGCCAUCAAGAUCCAGUACCCCACCGUCGCCAAGAAUACGCAGACGGAUCUCCGAAACAUCGAGCUGGCGACGCGCAUCUGCGAGCGCCUGUUUCCCCGCUUCCAAUACUCCUGGAUCGUUCCGAAAAUCCGCGCGACGGUCGAGCGCGAGUUCAACUUCCUCAGCGAGGCGGAGAAUCUUCGCGACUGCCGCGCGUUCUUCGCGGAAACGCCCUCGGUGUACGUGCCGAAGCCGUAUUUGGAGCUGUGCACGAAGCGGAUCGUGGUGAUGGAGUACAUCCACGGCACCAAAAUCAGCGACGUGGCGGCGCUGGAGCGCGAAGGCUUCGACAAGACGGAGAUCGGACGGAUCUGCGUGCAGGCGUUCAGCGACAUGAUCUUCCGGUUUCAUAAGCUGCACAUGGAUCCGCACUCCGGAAAUCUGAUGGUGCGACGCAUCCCGGGGACGGAGAAGCCGCAGCUGGUGCUGCUGGACCACGGGAUGUACAUGUAUUUUGGCGAAGGGUUCAAUGAGAACUUCCGAAAACUGUGGUUUGCGAUGAUCAACCAGGAUAAGGAGGCGAUUGUGGAGGCGAGCAAGGUGUGGGGCGUCGAGAGAGAGGCGGAGCUGCUUCCGAUGAUCUUCACGGGGCGAACGACGCGAAUGCGGAAUAAACUGGGCGAGGAACUGACCGAAGAAGAGAUCCAGAAGGUCCGGAUGAAGAUGAUCGAGCGAAUGCAGCACGCGGAUAAGAAGAAAAUGGAGGAGCGGAUGCAGCGGAUGCAGGAGUUCGUGAAGAGCCUCCCGUUGGAGCUUUUCUCGGUGAUGCGCGUGCAGAUUAUGGUCGGGAUGGGGGAGAGGAGUGAGGAGUAG
Messenger RNA from Blastocystis hominis, 1905 nucleotides. RefSeq lists its product as hypothetical. The record is from RefSeq and is a predicted model, not a curated record. The transcript is spliced from 7 exons. NCBI's taxonomy places the organism in Eukaryota, Bigyra, Opalinata, Blastocystidae. Bases 421 to 1905 code for a protein of 494 amino acids.